AUGGCCACCUCUACGACCGUUUCCAAGUCAGACUCCCAGACUCUGGAAACAGGCAUGGCAAGGCGUCAUGCUCUUCGUGUGGUGCGUCGCGUCAGGAGCGAUCCGGACUGGUGCCUCUUGGUCCGGACGUCAGAGCGCUUCAAAGUCGACAUGAGCACCAGCAUCGCCACCAUGCGUUAUGACUACGCUCAUGAAUCAAUCGUUUACAGAGGUAGUUUAUAG
Phytophthora nicotianae INRA-310 is the source of this 222-nucleotide messenger RNA. RefSeq lists its product as hypothetical. The transcript has a single exon. The record is from RefSeq and is a predicted model, not a curated record. The coding region runs from base 1 to 222 and encodes 73 amino acids. NCBI's taxonomy places the organism in Eukaryota, Oomycota, Peronosporomycetes, Peronosporales, Peronosporaceae.